Mauremys mutica (yellowpond turtle) is the source of this 1014-nucleotide messenger RNA. Its product is annotated as zinc finger protein 436-like. NCBI's taxonomy places the organism in Eukaryota, Metazoa, Chordata, Testudines, Geoemydidae. The record is from RefSeq and is a predicted model, not a curated record. The annotation marks the transcript as partial. Gene Ontology annotation, molecular function: DNA-binding transcription repressor activity, RNA polymerase II-specific. Gene Ontology annotation, biological process: negative regulation of transcription by RNA polymerase II. The transcript is spliced from 4 exons.
AUGGGGGGACAAGCCUGUGAGACUCAGUACAGGCCAGAGGAGAACUUCAGUAGCUACUCAAACCUUAUUACAUGUGAAAGAAUCAACUUGGAAGAGACACGCUACACAUGCCAUGAGUGUGCGAAAAGCUUCAGUCGGAACUCAUACCUUACCACACAUCGUAGAACCCACACUGGAGAGAGACCUUAUGGAUGCUCUGAGUGCGGGAAACAGUUCAUUGAUAGUUCAUCCCUUAUCUCACAUCAGCGAAUUCACACAGGAGAGAGACCCUACACGUGCUCUGAGUGUGGGAAAAGCUUCAAUCAGAGCUGCACCCUUAUCACACAUCAGAGAAUCCACACUGGAGAGAGACCUUAUGGAUGCUCUGAGUGUGGGAAAUGCUUCAGUCAGAGCUCUACCCUUAUCACACACUGGAGAACCCACACUGGAGAGAAACCCUACAUGUGCUCUGAGUGCGGGAAAUGUUUCAAUCAAAGCUCUGCCCUUAUGACGCAUCGGAGAAUCCACACAGGUGAGAAACCUUAUGGAUGUUCUGAGUGUGGGAAACACUUCAUUGAUAGUUCAACCCUCAUCUCACAUCAGCGAAUUCACACAGGAGAGAGACCCUACACGUGCUCUGAGUGUGGGAAAAGCUUUAGUCGGCGCUCACACCUUAUCACACAUCUUCGAAUCCACACAGGAGAGACGCCCUACACGUGCACUGAGUGUGGGAAAAGCUUUCGUCAGAGCUCUGUCCUUAUCAGACAUCAGAGAAUCCACACAGGAGAGAAGCCCUACACAUGCUCUGAGUGUGGGAAAAGCUUUAGUCAGAUCUCAGACCUUAUCAGACAUCGUAGAGUCCACACAGGAGAGAAGCCCUACACAUGCCAUGAAUGUGGGAAAAGCUUCAGUCGGAGCUCUGCCCUUAUCACACAUCAGAGAAUCCACACUGAAGAGAAAUCUUAUGAAUGCUCUGAGUGUGGGAAAUGCUUCAUCGAUAGUUCAGCCCUCAUCUCACAUCAGCGAAUCCACACA